UCCCCGCGGUGUGCGCGCUCCCUGCUGGCAGCCAGGCGGCGGGCUGGACGGUUGUGUGUGAGGAGGACGGAGAGCCGCCAUAGACCUGAGAGAGAAAGAAAGAGAGAGAGCGCGCGGGGCUGAGGAGGAGGAAUGGUCCAGCUUCUGGUUGGGGAGAUGAUAAUGAUGAUGAGUCAGGCUGAGGGUGAAUGAGGAGGAGAAGGAGGACAGACAUCUCCGGGGAACAGGGACACACACAGGAGGACGGAGUGCGGAGCCUCACCACUGACAUGAUGCCGAAUCAAAUCUCGGUGUCAGAGUUUAUUUCCGAGACCACAGAGGAUUACAAUUCCCCGACCACGUCCAGCUUCACCACCAGACUGCAGAGCUGCAGGAACUCCAUUAACGUGCUGGAAGAGGCCUUAGAUCAAGACAGAAAUGCGUUACAGAAAGUGAAAAAGUCUGUGAAAGCCAUUUACAAUUCAGGACAAGAUCAUGUGCAGAAUGAGGAGACCUACGCCCAUGCUUUGGAUAAAUUUGGAAGCAAUUUUUUAAGCCGUGACAAUGCAGAUUUGGGCACAGCGUUUGUAAAGUUCUCCACACUCACUAAGGAACUCUCAACACUUCUCAAGAACCUGCUCCAGGGUCUAAGUCACAAUGUCAUCUUUACGCUGGACAGUCUUUUGAAAGGAGACCUCAAGGGAGUAAAAGGGGAUCUCAAGAAGCCAUUUGACAAAGCCUGGAAAGAUUAUGAAACCAAAUUUACUAAAAUUGAGAAAGAGAAGCGGGAGCAUGCAAAGCAGCAUGGGAUGAUCCGUACGGAGAUUACCGGGGCGGAGAUCGCAGAGGAGAUGGAGAAGGAGAGGAGGCUGUUUCAGUUACAGAUGUGUGAGUAUCUUAUUAAAGUUAAUGAAAUCAAGACAAAGAAGGGUGUGGACCUGCUACAGAACCUUAUCAAGUAUUACCACGCACAGUGCAAUUUCUUUCAGGAUGGCUUGAAAACUGCAGACAAAAUGAAGCAGUAUAUUGAGAAAUUGGCUGCAGAUUUAUAUAACAUAAAACAAACACAAGAUGAAGAGAAGAAGCAGCUCACUGCCCUGCGGGACCUCAUCAAGUCUUCUCUUCAGUUGGAUCAGAAAGAGUCUAGGAGAGAUUCUCAGAGCAAACAAGGAGGCUACAGCAUGCACCAGCUGCAGGGAAACAAGGAGUAUGGCAGUGAGAAGAAAGGAUAUCUGUCGAAGAAGAGUGAUGGAUUAAGAAAAGUUUGGCAGAGAAGAAAGUGUACAGUAAAGAAUGGAAUCCUGACAAUAUCACAUGCCACUUCUAACCGGCCUCCUGCAAAGCUGAACCUGCUCACCUGCCAGGUGAAACCCAACGCUGAUGAAAAGAAGUGCUUUGACCUGAUAUCACAUAACAGAACAUACCACUUUCAGGCCGAGGAUGAGCAGGAUUAUAUAGCUUGGAUUUCAGUGUUGACUAACAGCAAAGAAGAAGCACUUAAUAUGGCAUUCCGUGGAGAUCAGAGUUCGGGAGAGAGCAGUUUGGAGGACUUGACUAAAGCGAUCAUUGAAGAUGUACAGAAAACACCAGGAAAUUAUGCCUGCUGUGAUUGUGGGUCACAAGAUCCAACAUGGCUGUCCACUAAUUUGGGGAUUUUAACUUGUAUAGAAUGUUCCGGCAUUCAUAGGGAAAUGGGCGUCCACAUUUCUAGAAUCCAGUCUUUGGAAUUGGACAAAUUAGGCACUUCUGAACUCUUGCUGGCCAAGAAUGUAGGAAACAAUAGCUUCAAUGAAAUAAUGGAAGGGAACUUACCCACUCCGUCACCAAAACCUACUCCUUCCAGUGAUAUGACUGCACGUAAAGAAUACAUCACAGCCAAGUAUAUGGAACAUAAGUACAGCCGGAAGAUGUGCGCUACAGGAGCAGAGAAACUCGGCGAGCUUCUGGAGGCUGUGAAAUCGAGGGAUUUACUUGCACUAAUUCAAGUCUAUGCAGAAGGAGUAGAGCUUAUGGAACCACUGGUAGACUCUGGACAGGAGCCAGGUGAAACCGCUCUCCACUUUGCAGUGCGCACUGCUGACCAGACCUCCCUGCCCUUAGUUGACUUCAUAGUACAAAACUGUGGAAACAUAGAUAAGCCGAACAGUAAAGGCAACACGGCUCUACAACUACUGCUGUAUUUAUAAUAAGUUGAAUGUUUGAAACUGCUUCUGAGGGGAAAACCAACUAUUGACCUGGUAAACCAGCUGGGGGAAACCGCUUUCGACACUGCAAAGAGAUUAAAAGCAAGCCAGUGUGAGGAGCUGCUUUCCCAAGCCAUGGCUGGUAAGCUGAAUCCACACACCCAUGUAGAGUAUGACUGGAACCUGCGUCAAGAAGAAAUUGAUGAGAGUGAUGAUGAUUUAGAUGACAAGCCUAGUCCAAUCAAGAAGGAGCGCUCACCAAGGCCGCAAAGCUUUUGCCAUUCAUCUAGUAUUUCCCCCCAAGACAAGUUGUUGCCUGGGUUCAGUACUCCACGGGAUAAGCAGAGAUUGUCUUACGGAGCCUUCACUAACCAGAUCUUCAUGUCCACCAGCACAGACUCGCCAACGUCUCCCCUAACCGACGCACCACCACUCCCGCCUAGGAAUGCAGGCGGAAAAGUUACAUCUGGUCCUACUUCAGCCUUCCCUUUAAGCACCCAAUCCCCUAGUGGCAGCUUCACAUUAUCCAAGAAGAAAGCUCCUCCCCCACCCCCUGGACACAAACGAACUCUCUCCGAUCCACCCAGCCCUCUACCUCAUAGUAGGGGGUCAGUCCCUUGGGGUAAUGACACAGGCUCUACCCCACUGGAUAAACCCAUCAACAAGUUUGAAAGGCUUUCCCACUCUGCCAGUACGGGAACAACAAAGACUACACUAGGGCCCAGAGUUCUGCCAAAACUACCUCAGAAAGUGGCACUUAGAAAGAUUGAUACCACUCAUCAUCUCUCGAUGGACAAAUACAACCAGCAGCCAGACAUCUUCCAAAAACCUCCACAGCCAGUAGACCUGCCACAGAAACCGCAGCUCGCAGAUCUUCCUCCAAAGCCACAGCCUUCGGAAUUCCCACAGAAGCCACACAUGGGAGACCUACCACCAAAGCCAGGAGAAUUGCCUCCUAAGCCUCAACUGGGAGACCUGCCACCAAAACCACAGUUGGGAGACCUGCCUCCAAAGCCACAGCUCAAAGAUCUUCCACCCAAACCCAUCCUGGGAGACCUGCCGCCCAAGGUACCCGUAGUAGAGACAUCUCCUAAGCCUCAUACACCAGAGACGAACCAAAAUUCUCAGCCACCGGAGGUGGUACAAAACUCCCAGCCAGCAGAUCACGCACCUGUGCAGAAGCAGGCUUCCGAAGCUUCCAGCGACGGUCCGCCACCUCUUCCAGAAAUGCCAGUGCCACUUCCUCGCAAAAUCAAUACGGGGAAACUCAAGCUGAAAAGGGUAAAGACAAUCUAUGACUGCCAAGCGGACAAUGAUGAUGAGCUGACAUUUGCAGAAGGAGAGGUCAUCAUAGUGACAGGUGAAGAGGACCAGGAGUGGUGGAUCGGCCACAUUGAAGGACAACCAGAUAGGAAAGGUGUCUUCCCAGUGUCUUUUGUACACAUCUUGUCUGAAUAGGACUUCUGAUGUCACAGAUCUACCAUUGCCCAAGCCCAGGCUUGUAGCCAGCUUGCUGCUCUAUGUCUGCUUCCUUGUACUGUAUAUAAGCUACCAUCACCACUUCAUCCAGUACCUUCCAUUCUGUGUAUUGUAAACGUGCUAUCUUACUCCAAAUCCUGUCAGUAUUACAGUAGGCGAACAAGCCCGGUUCCUCGGGUACUAUAGAACCAUUUCCUUGGCCUUCAGCACUUUUCAUGCUCUACUGUCAGACUGUGCUGUUCCAGCUCUCGUCGUGUCCAAAAUAUUUCUGCCCCCGUCCCGUCUUGCGUUUUAGUUACAGUACUAGAUGCCACAACAAGGGCAAGGAAACAUUUUAAAACACAACCCGCAACCAACCCAUCACUUCACCUUCCACAAGCAUUCGAGCCGCCGUGUUAUUUAUUGCAGAAAAUAACAUCUGAAUAGUUUUUCUCGAAAUCUCAAGUAUUGACCGUGUUUCUGUGCUCUGUAUUCAUUCGUUUGGAACUUUCGCCAACAUCCUUAUUGUCACUUUGCUACAAGUAGUUUAAAAAAAAAAAAGAUAUAUUUCUAUCUAAAAGCUUCUUUUAUUAGAAGUAUAUACAUAUAUAUAUAUAAAUACUAUACAUAUAUAUAAAAUACGACAAAUCCGGUUGACUUCAUCGGACUUUAAUGACUGCUAAACAAUAUUAGUCUGUUUACAUUAUGCAUGAUUUCUAAACCAACAACAGCAACAACAAAAAGAAUUCUGGAAUACUUGAAACAGGAAUAUAACUGUAAGUCCUAUACUUUGUUCUGUAGCUGAAAAAAAAAAAAAAAAAAAACAGAUGGAGGGGAAUAUUUUUCCAGUAGAGAGAAUUUAUUUGAAAUAGACAGUAUUACUUCUUACUAACAUGGAUCAAAUCAGGGAGGCGGUCAGCCUCGCGGAAAUAAAUAUGAACGCCUGUGUAUAAAGAAAUCUUUUGUUCUUAUUUUAUUUAACGUGUACCAUAAAUUAUUCCUAGAUGUUGAAAUUGACUUCUGUGUAUUGUCGGUCAUCUAGAAAGUUAUUGAAUCGUAAACAAAAGGUAUUAAAUUCCAAUACUGGUGGGGUCUCUAGUUUGUUCUAGUCUCAAUUUUUGUGUUUUUAUUACUUUUUCUGUGGAUAGGGGUGCGUUGUCCUUUUCAUGGGAAAGCAUUGGUUUCAGCCAUGCAAUCAUAUGAACUGUUGCAAGGUCCGACAGUCCAGGGCAAAUCGUCACAUUACAUACAGAGAGUUAGGUGUCAGUUUCCUAGUGUUAGGUGACCCAUUAGAAACAUGUAAAGAAAAAAAAAACUUUUUUUUUUUUACUUUUUGCAUUAGGAACAAUUUACACAGUGGAAGCUGUUGCCAUUUAUAUAUAUAUUCAUUCCUUUGUUUUUAAGCAGCGUUGUACAUAUUUUAGUUUUACUGUUUUUUGUUUGUUUUUUAUUGCAUUUAAAGAUGCGUACUGAAAGAUGCAGUCUCAAAAAAACAAAAGUGCACAUACAUCGAAAAUAUCACAUCAUUCUUUGUUGUGUAAUCAUUUACUACAAAAAAAAAAAAAAGUAUUUCAUGAAUUUUAUUUUCUUUAUAUUUGAUACAUUUUUUUGUAAGAAACAUUGGCGAAAUCACCUUACUAAUCUUUUGGUGUCUUUAGUGUAACUGGUUAGUUAGGUGUUUUUUUUUUGUCUGCACAUCAAAGUUUGCAUCAAGUGUAAUGGUAUGUAAAAAAAACAUUGGCAGCUAUUUUUCUUACUUUUUCUCUAAUUUCUUUGCACUUUUGUAUUUUACACUUUAGUAUUUUAAGGCACAUCAUUUCUGCAUGUAAAAACUUUAAUUUUUCUAGUACUUUUUUUUAAGCUAGGUCUUUGAAGAAUACGCUCAGAGCAGCAGUGUAAAGCAUCCAGGAGUGACCAAUUUAGACUUUAUUAUUUAUUAACAAAAAUAGUAGACGUAUGUUAGAGCAGUGACGUGAUGAAUGUGAAGUCUCCCUUGCAAAGCGUUUAAAAAUAUGGUACAGUAUUCACUAUUUUUAAGUUGCUAGUUUAUUUUUAUUAUUCAUUCCAUAUUAUAAAUAAAAUGUAUAAAGUGACAACAAA
Rana temporaria (common frog) is the source of this 5720-nucleotide messenger RNA. RefSeq names its product ArfGAP with SH3 domain, ankyrin repeat and PH domain 1 (gene ASAP1). The record is from RefSeq and is a predicted model, not a curated record. Gene Ontology annotation, cellular component: cytoplasm. The transcript is spliced from 30 exons. NCBI's taxonomy places the organism in Eukaryota, Metazoa, Chordata, Amphibia, Anura, Ranidae. Gene Ontology annotation, molecular function: protein binding; GTPase activator activity. Gene Ontology annotation, biological process: positive regulation of GTPase activity.